Centruroides sculpturatus (bark scorpion) is the source of this 1248-nucleotide messenger RNA. RefSeq lists its product as uncharacterized. The record is from RefSeq and is a predicted model, not a curated record. The transcript has 4 exons. The coding region runs from base 618 to 947 and encodes 109 amino acids. Lineage: Eukaryota; Metazoa; Arthropoda; Arachnida; Scorpiones; Buthidae.
UUAAUAAGAGCGCUUUUUAAUCGUGCCCAUCACGGAUUUGGCCAAACCCACAAUGAGGGAAGCCGAAUGAUAAAAGAGCCAAUAUAUCCAUCAGCCCAUUAUGAAAAUUUCUAGGUCUAUUCAGGAGUCUGGUCGCUCUAGAAGGUCUUAUUACUUCAAGACAAAUUCGAAUUUUAUUGGGAUCUUUACGAUUUUUCAUAGAAAAGUAUAGUCAAGGAAAUUUUCCAGUUUCAUUUUAUUUCCAGUACGAAUGGAAUCUCUAUACAAUAGACAAAAUCGAAGAUGGAUAUAAUAUUCUGUUCUUCGUAUAACACUCUGAUUAAUUAAUAGUUCCAAUUUUUUUAAAAUCGAAACAUUAUUAAAAACAUUGUAAACCAAAAUUUCUUUAGCAGUCUGUUUAAUUAAAGAUGUUUACCUUGAGACGAAAAUCCAAGGUUACGUUUUGGUUGUGUAAUAUGUUAUUCUUAAAUUAACACUCGUGAAUAGAAUGUAAAUGAACAGAUUGACUAAUAAGUUUUUAUUCGAUUUGUAUCUACUGUCGUAAAAAAUAUUAUUUUUAGUCAUUGUCCAGUUCGGCUUUUAUUCAACGAAUUUUCGAGGAAGAUGGAGUUGAAUGGAUGUCUCACUGGGAGCAGGGCAAAGUGAAUACAGUAUUCCUUCGUUUCGAAGAUAUUUCCAUCGUUCGAACAAUUUAUGAAUUUUUAGAAUAUUCUGCAUUUAACUUGAAGAUUUUCAAAAUGAUAGAUUUAACUGAAAAUAAAGGCAAUAAACAAGAAAAUCAAUAUCUUAAAUCGGAGAGCCAAAUAUAUGAUUCAGACGAACAACCUGACUUUUCACAUAGGAUUAUUGAAAAUAUAAUUAAAAAGAUAAAAAAUUACAAAAAAUUAAGUUAUAAAGCAAUAAUCUUCUUGAGAGUUCUUGAGUGCUGCCAGGGACACUGGAACUAAUUCUGAGAUGACUGAGCCAUGCGGGAGAGGAAUGAACUUAGGCCUGCUGUAACACCCAGCAAAUGUUGGAAGAAAUAGGUUCCCUGUAUAGUUGUAGAAGGGAAUUGGUGACAUCUCAUUGUGUUGUUUGUGAGCCACUAGACGAAGGACCCACUGGAAUUUCUUGCUCAGCUUAGCCUUUAUUGCUCCUGCAAAGCCCAAGGCAACAGUGUAUAGUUUUCCAAGAUGGUCAUAGAAAGACACCAAGUCACAGAAUUUGGAGAAGUGUAGAUGGGUAGUCUCGUACAACUUAAGUUCAACU